Messenger RNA from Bufo gargarizans (Asiatic toad), 9215 nucleotides. Its product is annotated as UDP-glucose:glycoprotein glucosyltransferase 1-like. Gene Ontology annotation, molecular function: UDP-glucose:glycoprotein glucosyltransferase activity. NCBI's taxonomy places the organism in Eukaryota, Metazoa, Chordata, Amphibia, Anura, Bufonidae. The record is from RefSeq and is a predicted model, not a curated record. Gene Ontology annotation, cellular component: endoplasmic reticulum.
CAGAGUGGAAGUGGAGCCGGUAACCGUGACAAUAUGGAGGCCGCGUCCUUCGUCCUGGCCGCUUGCCUCUGUUUCUCCAUUGUGAGCGCAGAUUCAAAGGCAGUCACCAUGUCCCUCACCACAAAGUGGCCUUCUACAUCACUGCUGCUGGAAGCCAGUGAAUUUCUGGCUGAAGAUGGGCUGGAGAAGUUUUGGACGUUUGUAGAUCAAAACCAACAAGUGGAUGAACAAGGUUCGGAUUCUGACAAAUACAAUCUGUUGCUGAAAAGUGCCGGCCGCCUCCUGUCCCCCGUCCAGCAGAACCUGAUGAAGUUCGCGCUGUCUCUCCGCUCUUACUCAGCCACCGUCCAGACCUUCCAGCAGAUAGCAUCAGAUGAGUCGCCCCCUGCAGGCUGCAAAGCUUUUAUAGUGGUUCAUGGGGAGAAGACCUGUGAUCUUGACAAGUUACCAUCACUUCUCACUGGAGCUCUGGAAAGGCCGAAGCCUUUCCUGUUUAAGGGAGAUCACCAGUAUCCAGGAACAUCCCCUGACAGUCCGGUCGUCAUACUAUACGGAGAAAUUGGCACCAAAGAAUUUUCAAGGUUCCACCAACAUCUGUCAGAAAAGGCCAGAGCUGGCGCGAUCGUAUAUGUACUACGGCACUAUGUGGCGAAUCCAAGAGCAGAAAAGGUAUUCCUCUCAGGCUAUGGAGUGGAAUUGGCCAUUAAAAGUACAGAAUAUAAAGCAAAGGACGACACACAAGUGAAAGGUAACAAUGUGAAUGCCACCGUGGUCGGGGACAAUGACUCAGUGGACGAGGUUCAAGGCUUUCUCUUUGGAAAGCUCAGGCAGUUGUAUCCAGAGCUACAAGAGCAGCUGAAGGAGCUGAGGAAACAUUUGGUGGAAAGCACCAAUGAGAUGGCACCACUGAAAGUCUGGGAACUGCAAGAUCUCAGUUUCCAGACUGCUGCUCGGAUCCUAGCGGCCCCUUCUUCUGAAGCUCUCCUGGUAAUGAAAGAUCUGAGCCAGAACUUCCCUACUAAAGCCAGGACUUUAACCAGGACUGUAGUGGACGCAGCAAUUCGUAUGGAAGUAGAGGAGAACCAAAAGUACUUUAAGGGAACCUUGGGGCUACAGCCUGGAGACUCCGGUCUAUUCAUUAAUGGACUGCACAUUGACCUAGACAGUCAGGAUAUCUUCAGCUUGUUUGAUGUAUUGCGUAAUGAGGCUCGGGUGAUGGAAGGUCUCCACCGCUUGGGCAUUGAAGGCUCAGCUCUCCAUAAUGUUCUCAAGCUCAACAUCCAGCCAUCUACCUCGGACUAUGCUGUGGAUAUCCGCAGUCCUGCUAUUUCGUGGGUGAACAACCUAGAACUGGAUGGAAGGUACAACUCCUGGCCAUACAACGUUCAAGAGCUGCUCCGGCCGACCUUUCCUGGAGUCAUUCGACAGAUACGCAAGAAUUUCCACAACUUUGUUCUUUUCAUUGACCCGGAGCAGGAGUCUACCUCUGAGCUGAUAAAUGUGGCAGAGAUGUUCCUCAGCAAUCACAUACCUUUAAGGAUUGGUUUGGUGUUUGUUGUGAAUGAUGAUGAAGAGGUUGAUGGUUUCGAGGAUGCGGGUGUUGCUCUUCUGAGGACUUUCAACUACGUGGCUGACGAGGAGGACAAUUAUGAUGCGUUUCAGAUGAUUGUAUCGAUCUACAACAAGGUGCCGACUGGCGAGAAGCUGACAGUGAAACAUAUCACCAGUGUCCUGGAGCAGAAGUACCGAUAUGUGGAGCUCAGCAGUAUUUUGGGGCGAGACUCUGCGUAUGACCAGAAUAGGAAGGAGGGGAAGGAGUACUUCCUGCAGACUGGACUGUCGCCGCUCCCCGUGGUCCUCUUCAAUGGGAUACCAUUUCCAAAAGACCAGCUAGAUCCAGAUGAACUGGAGACCGCCACUAUGCACAAGAUCCUUGAGACAACCACGUUUUUCCAGAAAGCUGUGUAUCUGGGCGAGAUCACAAAUGAUCACGAUGUUGUGGAUUACAUCAUGACUCAACCUAAUGUCGUUCCCCGGAUUAACCUGCGGAUCCUUGAAGUGGAACGUCAGUACCUGGACCUCACUGCCACCAAUAACUUCUUUGUGGAUGAUUAUGCCAGAUUUAGCGUGCUCGACUCCAGCGCUAAGAGCGCAGCAGUGGCCAACAGCAUGAACUACCUCACUAAGAAAGGAAUGUCCUCCAAGGAGAUUUAUGAUGACUCUUUUGUCCGACCUGUGACAUUUUGGAUUGUGGGAGACUUCGACAAACCCUCAGGACGUCAGCUGUUGUACGAUGCAAUUAGACACCAGAAAACUAGCAACAACGUAAGAAUCGGCAUGAUCAACAAUCCCAGCCAGGACCCGUCUUCUGAGACCACACGUAUUGGCAGGGCCAUCUGGGCGGCUCUCCAGACACAGACCUCCAACAACGCAAAAAACUUCAUUACCAAAAUCAUCAAAGAAGAAAAUGCUGGAGCGCUGGAGGCCGGGCAGGACAUUGCAGAGUUUGCAGUUGGGGGAAUGGAUGUCAGUCUUUUCCGUGAAGCUUUCGACUCUCCUAAGGUAGAUUUUAUACUCUCCCAUGCCGCAUACUGCCGCGAUGUCCUCAAGCUGAAGCAAGGAGAGAGAGCCGUUAUUGGCAAUGGAAGGAUUAUUGGACCUCUGAGAGACGGUGAAAUAUUUAAUCAAGAUGAUUUCCACCUUUUGGAGAACCUAAUUCUGAAGACUUCUGCACAGAAGAUCAAGUCACACAUCCAGAAGCUUGGAGUGGAAGAAGAUCAUGCCAGCGAUCUGGUCAUGAGAGUGGAUGGUCUUGUGUCCUCCCAACCGAAAGGAGAAGGAAGAAUUGACUACCUGCUUACUGAAGAUCAGCACAGUGCCAUUAAGAUAAGACCUAAAGAAGGUAUGAUGUACUUUGAGGUGAUGGCCAUUGUGGACCCUGUGACAAAAGCAGCACAAAGAAUGGCACCUUUACUCUUGGUUAUGAAUCAGAUCGUAAAUAUGAACCUCCGAGUCUUUAUGAACUGCCAGUCCAAGUUAUCAGAAAUGCCCCUCAAGAGCUUUUACCGGUAUGUGUUGGAACCAGAGGUUGUCUUCUCCUCCGACCAUAACUUAUCACCUGGUCCCAUCGCCAAGUUCUUAGAUAUGCCGCAGUCUCCCCUCUUCACCCUGAACCUGAAUACUCCGGACAGCUGGAUGGUGGAGUCGGUGCGGACGCCGUAUGAUCUGGAUAAUAUCUACUUGGAGGAGGUGGACAGCGUUGUAGCGGCAGAGUUUGAGCUGGAGUAUCUCUUACUGGAGGGCCAUUGUUUCGACGUCUCGACUGGACAACCACCUCGUGGACUGCAGUUUACUUUGGGGACAGCCACCCAUCCUGUGAUUGUGGACACCAUUGUCAUGGCUAACCUUGGUUAUUUCCAGUUAAAAGCGAAUCCUGGUGCGUGGGUUCUUCGGCUCAGGAAAGGCCGUUCCGAGGACAUUUAUAACAUAUACAGCCAUGAUGGAACAGAUUCUGCCCCUGAAGAUAAAGAAGUAGUUGUUGUCCUUAAUGAUUUCAGGAGCAAAACCAUCAAAGUCAAAGUUCAGAAAAAGCCAGACAAGAUGAAUGAAGAUCUUCUCAGUGAGGGGACACCUGAGAAUGAAUCGGGCUUCUGGGACUCGCUUACAUGGGGGCUGUCAGGAGGGCAGAAGCAGGAGGAGGUGAAACAAGAAAAAGAAGAUGUCCUUAAUAUUUUCUCCCUGGCCUCCGGACACUUGUAUGAGCGCUUUCUAAGAAUAAUGAUGUUAUCUGUACUGAAGAAUACAAAGACACCGGUGAAGUUUUGGUUUCUGAAGAACUACCUGUCCCCUACUUUUAAGAACUUUAUCCCUUACAUGGCGAAGAAAUAUAACUUCCAGUAUGAAUUGGUCCAGUACAAGUGGCCCAGAUGGCUGCACCAGCAGACCGAGAAGCAGAGGAUAAUAUGGGGGUACAAAAUCCUCUUUCUGGAUGUACUUUUCCCACUGGUUGUGGAUAAAAUCCUCUUUGUAGAUGCUGACCAGAUUGUGCGCACAGACUUAAAAGACUUGCGAGACUUCAACUUAGACGGUGCCCCAUACGGAUACACUCCAUUCUGUGAGAGCCGAAAGGAGAUGGAUGGCUAUCGCUUCUGGAGGUCUGGUUACUGGGCCAGUCACUUGGCUGGACGCAAGUACCACAUUAGUGCUUUAUAUGUAGUGGACUUAAAGAAGUUUAGAAAAAUAGCUGCAGGAGAUCGACUAAGAGGACAGUAUCAGGGACUCAGCCAAGAUCCCAACAGUCUUUCCAAUCUUGACCAGGAUUUGCCAAAUAAUAUGAUUCACCAAGUGCCUAUCAAAUCGCUGCCACAGGAGUGGCUGUGGUGCGAGACGUGGUGCGAUGAGGCAUCUAAGAAAAAAGCCAAGACUAUAGACCUGUGCAACAACCCAAAGACCAAGGAGCCAAAGUUAGAAGCUGCAGUACGUAUUGUCCCAGAAUGGCAAGACUACGACCAAGAAAUCAAGAGACUGCAAAGUCGUAUUCUGGAGGUGACUUCUGGUACUGUAGAAGAUCAGCCUGAUGUCAUUAGGCAGCCAAAUACACAAGAUCACAAGCCCCAUGAUGAUUUAUGAUUCACAGAUGUCUGCAGGAAAAUGGACUCAAAAAGAUUUUUUUCUAUUUUUUUUAAACAAAAAUUGAGAGAUUAUUGGGAAUUUUACAUUUAUUGAUUUUACAGAAUGUCUGCGAAACUGCUGAAUGGUUUGUGGUAUUGGGGUAUUUAUAUUUUGGGUUAUCAAUUUUUUUGCUUGGGGGAAACUGCCGUCUUUUUUUUUUUUACCCUUGUUUGAAAGAUGCUACAAGAUGGAAACAAAAACAACCAAAAAUAGUUGGAAACCAAAAGUUGUUCCCCAGAACCCACUAAGUAAUUAAACCACUAAAACCUGUUACAAUGUGUUUACAUGAACUCCUUUAUCUACAUGUGCAGGGAAAUUAAAUAUCCUCCCGUAUGUUCAAAGCAGAUGUAAAGGCAGCUUAUGGGUCCAUUCACAUGACCAUGCCCAUUUUGCAGCCGUGUGCAACCAUUGACUGUAAUAGGUCCAUGAUCCGCAUGUUGGGGACAUGAAGGGCUUCUGUGUGCUUCCGGGUCUACAACAUGCAGAUCGUUGACCCAUUGAAGUCAAUGGGUCCGCAGUGCGAUGCAGGGUGUGGCCAGUGUCCGUGUUUUGCGGCUCUGUGUUAUAUGGGCCCUAAUGGUGAGGGUAUCAAAUGUGAAGAAUAUUCGCUGUGUCCACCGUCAUAGGCAUUUAUUUUAUUGCUUCAAUGCAUCUGAAACACAAACUGAAGAAACAAUCUAUGCAUGUAGUCUUAAUUAAAAAUAUAUUUUUGUAUUUACAACUCCUGUUUACAUAUCUGUGUCACCAUGGUAACAGACUACAAACAAACCUUGUGUAGUCGGUUCCUGCAGUAUUCUCGCCACCCAUCCACUACUACUGUCUAAAGCUGGAUUUACACGGGCCGACUGAGCAGCUGAUUUUCAGGAAGGAAGUGUUGCUUCUUGACAGUCGGCUGCUCGUUGAGUGAAGGAGACCACGCAUUUAUAUGCAGCGAUCUCCUUCACUGUAUGAGGAUGAGGGCUAUUGCGAUCCGUCAUCCUCAUACAGAAUCAUUGUUUCUGAGCAUCAGAUUGCUGUUUAGACUGCACAAUCUUCUGCCCACAAGCCAUGAUUGGUGGUGCCUGCAUCAAUGACCGGAUCACCUGGUGAACAAGAGUUUUGUUCGUUCAUCAGGUGAUCGGCGGCACAUUCACAUGGGCAGGUUGUCGGGAACGAAGGGUCGUUCCCGAAAAUCUGGCCGAUUCUCGGGCUGCGUAAAUGCACCUUAAGAGUUAGGGAUCAGAUGAAAUGCAGCAAGACUGCAGGAUAGGACUAAGCAGAGUUUGCUGGUAGUUUAUAACCACAGAGACACCAAGAUCUGCAUCGGAGCUGUAGACACAAAACGGUAGAAUUUCUUUUAUAUCAAUACUAUUUGCACACAUGCUUCUUUUUCGUUUUAGAUUCCCUUUAACCGUAAAAUAAAUUGGUUUUAAAGGGCAAGAUAGCCUUCAAUAAUGAGGUGGACAUCUGGCAGCUUGGUCACCACCAGUGUCAAGACUGAGCGGCCUCAGCACUGUUGUCAGUGAUGCUCAGUAGUAUGGACCCCAGAAUGUAAGAUUGAAUGCUGAUAAUGGGCGUCACUCUGAGGGAUGAUGUCAGAUGUUCCAAGCGGAUUCCUUGGUUGUGCUCUCAUGCAUAUUUUUGGGGUCCCCUAAUUCCUGUCUCCACCCUAUGAAGCAUAACUAUAUAUAAGUAGCUUUCGGCAUUGUCAUACUGGAAGAAAUGUUGUACUUUUGGCCAGGAUUUUGUAGCCUUUUACAAAGGGAUUCCAUAUAUUGUCUAGGAUUGUCAUGGUCUUUUCUAAUUCCACCAUACUGGAAAAGCAGUGUAAGGAGGUCACCAAAGGGAUACUGUAUGUAUGAGUGUGUAUAUAUAGAUCUUCAGUAAGUCGCUAUAUUUUCAUUUUAUUCUCAUGUCUAAUUGGGGCCACAUACAUGAACUUAAAGGGGUUGUCCAGGAUUAGAAGAACGCUUUACAUUACCACUCGUGACCAUGGGCUGUGUCUGGUAGUGCAGCUCAGUCCUAUUUACGAGAAUUGCAGACCCUUUUUUAUGAUCUCAGAUGAUGUAUUUUAUAUUGCAUUUGUAACUCACUCAGAAUAUUUGAUGAAUUUUCUAAAAAGCCCGUUCAUAAUUUAUCAUGUGUGUCUCUCCCACGCUAUUCACUGUACUGUACCUAUUGCUUAUAUACAAGACGUGGCUAUCGUGGAUUGGGUAUCAGUACAAGAAGCAAUGUGAACAUUUCCAAUAAUGUGAGCUGUAGUAAAAGAGAUGGCUUUUAGUGGUCUGUAGACAAUCUAGAAAAUACGGUGAUAGAAUAGGCAGCACUGCCUGAUGCAGGGGAGAGAUAUGGCAGAAGUAGGUAGGUAUACAGGGAUACUCUGUAUUGUAGAAACAUGCGAACAACGCGUUACAGGGCGGAAAUGGCCUAACGAUUAGGCUCUGUUCACAUCACAAUAAUGGCCUCCAUUUCACAUAUAUGCUGAGAAAAGCUCAAAGUAAGAUUGCUUUCAAAAACAGUUAUGUUAAUAGCUUAUUUUUGACCAAUUAAUAAAAUGCAAUGUGAAUGAACAAAAGAGAAAUGUAAAUCAAAUCAAGAUUUGCUGUGACCACCUUUGCCUUCAGAACAACAUAACUUCUUCUACGGUAGGUACACUUGCAUACAUUUGUUGAAGGAACUCUGCAAGGAGGUUGUUCUAAACAUUUUGGAGAACUAGCCACAGAUCAAAUCCUUCUGUCUCUUCAUGUAAUCCCAGACAUACUUGAUAGUGUUGAUAUCAGGACACUCUGGAGCCAUAUCUUCACUUCCAGGACUCCUUGUACUUCUUUACACUGAAGAUAGUUGGCUGUAUGUUUUGGAUCGUUGUCCUGCUGCAGAAUAAAUUUGGAGCCAAUCAGACUGAUUCCUGAUGGUAUUGCGUGAUGGAUAAGUAUCUGGGCAUUGAGGACACCAUUAAUCUUGACCAAAUCCCCAAUUCCAUUUGCUGAAAUGCAGCCCCAAACUUGCAAGGAACCUCCACCUUGCCUCACUAUUGCCCGCAGACACUCAUUGUUGUAUGGCUGCUCAGCCCUUCGGAGAACUAACUGCUUUCUGUUACAGCCACAUACUUCACCUUUUGACUCCUCAGUCAAGAGCACCUGCUGCCACUUUUCUGCACAUUAGUUCCCAUGUUUUUGUGCAUAGUUGUGUCUCUUGGCCUUGUUUCCACAUUAAAGGUAUGGCUUUUGGGCCACAGUUCUACCUGAAGACCACUACUAGGCAGAUGGGUGUCCCUGGGUCCCAUUAGUUUCUGACAGCUGUGAGCUGAUGGCACUGCUGGACAGCUUACGAUUUCAAAGGGAAAUAAGCACGCUGUCUCUUUCAUCUGCUGCAUGAAGUUUCCUUGGCCCAAAUACAGGCAUAUACUUAACCAUCAUGCAGUACCAUCAGGGAGACGUCUGAUUGUCUCCAAAUUUAUUCUGCAACAGGAUUGCAACCCCAAAUAUACAGACAAUGUCAUUAAGAACUAUCUUCAGCGUAAAGAAGAACAAGGGGUCCUGAAAAUGAUGAUAUGACCCCCACAGAGCCCUGAUCUUGAGAUCAUCAAGUCUAACUGGGAUUACAUGAAGAGACAGAAGAAUUUGAGCAAGCCUACAUCCACAGAAGAUCUGUAGUUAUUUCUCCAAGAUGUUUAGAACAACCUCCCUGCUUAAAAACUGUUCCACAAACGCCUAGAACAUUUGCACACUACUGUAUACCACUGACGGAGGCCUGUGAUUAGAGGUGAGCGAAUUUCAUAUUUUCGUUCACGCUUCGUUUGGUGGUAAAAGCUGAAUUGCGUUAUGGAUUCCGUUACCACAGACCAUAACGCAAUUCUAUGACUGAAUGCAUAACGGAGAGCCUUUAGAGGCAAUCCCUUAUUUAUUCUGUCAUAAUAGAAGUCUAUAGGCUGCAAAACGGAUCCGUCCUGUUUCCAUUAUGCAGGGGAGUCCUCUUCCGUUUCCGUUAUGGAAACGGGAUGAAUCUGUUAUGAAGGCCAUAGACUUCUAUUAUGACAGGAUGAAUAACGGAAUGCCUCUAAGAUAGCAUAGUCUGACAUUCCAUACUUAGUUUUUUUGCAGUAUACCAUCGUAUAUCAACCAACAGAGGACUCCUGAUAGGUUAAGGGGGUCUACUGAGUUGUGUUUUUACUUCCUGUGCUGCUCCGAUCCAGCAUCGCCACCCUGUCCUCUUUUUCCCCAGGCUGCAGCAAGUGAUUUGUUGUUGUGGCUGCAGCUGUGACCUCCUGUAUACCAUUGCAGUCUAUCAGUGGCCUCAAUGUUCUUGUGUCAUCCAGCUGCAGCAGUAUACAGGACGUCACCAUGUUACAGUUCUUUGCACUUUUAAGUCUGGGUAUUUAGGGUAGAUGUAAGGUUGCCGACCAGUCUUCAGAUGACACCUCCAGAAAUAAUUCUUUGCGGACAAAGUCUGGGGCUUCGAUAAGUGAUACCUCCCUGUUUCUGGUGUAGAAGAUUUAUAAUUGUAUGUGAUUUUUGUACUGCUCUGAAUCAGAAUGUUUCCAUUUGAUUAAAACAUUUUUUUUGCUA